AUGGCAACCUCUUCAAUCUUCCACCGCGCAAAUGAAACCGCCGAGCAUCUCCGCCUGCGACUGCCCGAACAUCUCGCCCGACCGCGAGUAGGCAUUGUCUGCGGCUCAGGUCUGGGUGGGCUUGCGGCAACGGUGAAUCAAGAGCGUGACGAAGACGGCAAGGCGGUCAGCUGGGAGUGGGCAUACAAAGAUGUUCCAAAUUUCCCAUUAAGCACUGUGGUCGGCCAUGAAGGCAAGCUCGUCUUCGGCACCAUGGGCGCGCACCGAGUUCCCGUUGUCCUUCUCGUAGGCCGAGCACAUUUCUACGAAGGGCACGACAUGUCCGCCGUCACAUUCGCCGUACGCGUUUGCCGUGUACUCGGAUGCCAAACCAUGCUUCUCACCAAUGCGGCCGGCGGUUUGAAUCCGGACUACUCUGUCGGCGACCUGUUAUGUCUCAACGACCACCUCAACUUUGUGGGAGUGGCUGGCUUCCAUCCGCUGCGUGGGCCCAACGACGACGACUUUGGCGUUCGCUUCCCUCCUUUGAGUGACGCGUACGACCUUCGCCUCCGCCAACUCGCACACAAAGCCUGGAGAGAUAUCCAGUCAGAGCAUUCGUCAAAGGGAAGCGCCAGCACUCGGCGCAUGCACGAAGGUGUCUACGCAUUCCUUUCCGGUCCAACGUAUGAGACUCGAGCGGAGUGUCGCAUGCUCCGCCUGCUGGGAGCGGAUGUGGUGGGGAUGUCGACCGUGCCCGAGAUCAUUGUGUCCCGUCAUUCCGGCAUGCGCGUUCUGGCGUUCAGUCUGGUGACGAACAAGGCUGUGCUAGAGCCCACGGUACGUGCUGAUGACCCGGCUGUGCAAGGGCUGUCGGAGGAGGAGAUGGAUGCGUAUCUCCGUCGCGGCAUGGCAGACCACACAGAAGUGCUCGAGGAGGGAAGGCUGGCGGCGAUUGAUAUGCAGAGUUUGGUGAUGAAGGUCGUCUCGGGGCUGUAG
Neohortaea acidophila is the source of this 978-nucleotide messenger RNA. RefSeq names its product nucleoside phosphorylase domain-containing protein. The record is from RefSeq and is a predicted model, not a curated record. Gene Ontology annotation, biological process: nucleoside metabolic process. The transcript is spliced from 3 exons. NCBI's taxonomy places the organism in Eukaryota, Fungi, Ascomycota, Dothideomycetes, Mycosphaerellales, Teratosphaeriaceae. Gene Ontology annotation, cellular component: cytoplasm. The coding region runs from base 1 to 978 and encodes 325 amino acids. Gene Ontology annotation, molecular function: purine-nucleoside phosphorylase activity.